Molecule: messenger RNA, 945 nt
Organism: Glarea lozoyensis ATCC 20868
Lineage: Eukaryota; Fungi; Ascomycota; Leotiomycetes; Helotiales; Helotiaceae
Exons: 2
Coding region: 1-945 (314 amino acids)
Biological process (GO): proteolysis
Molecular function (GO): glutamic-type endopeptidase activity
Source: RefSeq, a predicted model, not a curated record
AUGAAGCUCUCUUGCGUAAUCCUACUAUUGACUAGCAUUUCCGCUAUCGCUAGUCCACUACAUACCUCACAGGAAUCCCCUCACACUCCGCCGAUCAAGGUACGCGACACUUUGUCUACCACAGAAACACAGCCAGAGAGCUUCCCGAAAAUUCCUCCUGCUACUAUAUCCUCUCUCUUUAAGAAAGGCACGAAUGGCAUUCACCCUAAAAGGAAUCAAAGUGAAGGAGACCCAAACGAAAUAGACCUGUAUACUUUUGCGGCCUUGGAACACAGUACAUCGCCUUCAUAUCAAGAUACUACAUCGAUUUAUGCCACUUUCAAUGUACCAGAUAUCAACUAUCAUUUAUCUUCUAGCACACAAGAUGGCUCUUAUUCUCAGUACAUCAUAGUUGAACUGGACGGCUCAGAUUAUGUUCAUCAAUGUGGAAUUUUACAGCGGGUUCAACGGGCCAGCGGCAAAAACAUUUUUUUUGUAACUGGAGUCCACGCGUGGUGGAAUACCACUGUUCUUUCCGAAAAGCUUCGCGAACCACCUCCUCGCGAAUCGUUUGACUUCAAAGCUGGCGAAACAAUCAUGGCCUACGUUGUCACCCAAAAGUUGCUUAAGCAAACUCUAGCAACUUGCUACCUCAAAAACGUCAAUACCAAUCAGCAGGUGAACUGGACUAUCAGCGCUCCUGGCUCCUAUUCCGUACCACAGUGGAAAGCUGCUAGAUGGGGGGUAGCACAAGAAGCGUCUAAGGGGUUUCCAACACCUUAUUUCCAAAAUAUAACAUUUAAAGACCUAAGGGUUUCCAACGACUACGGAGUGCUGACCACCCCAGGGGAAGUGACUGGUGUUUACAAUUGGUUGGAAGAAGACACCACUGCGAUGGAGGUCAUUGAUGGGGCCGCAUAUCGUGUGUAUUGGACAGAGAAUCCCAGAGUCAAAACAAUCUACUAA